Danio aesculapii is the source of this 3639-nucleotide messenger RNA. It is a transcript of the gene plcb1l, whose product is annotated as 1-phosphatidylinositol 4,5-bisphosphate phosphodiesterase beta-1. Gene Ontology annotation, biological process: memory; phosphatidylinositol-mediated signaling; lipid catabolic process. Bases 1 to 3639 code for a protein of 1212 amino acids. The record is from RefSeq and is a predicted model, not a curated record. NCBI's taxonomy places the organism in Eukaryota, Metazoa, Chordata, Actinopteri, Cypriniformes, Danionidae. Gene Ontology annotation, cellular component: cytoplasm; nuclear speck. Gene Ontology annotation, molecular function: calcium ion binding; phosphatidylinositol-4,5-bisphosphate phospholipase C activity; calmodulin binding. The transcript is spliced from 28 exons.
AUGCUACGGCUAACUGAACAGCUGGAAACCAGACUAAAUGACCAAGAAGGGCGAGCCAGACGAUCUAACAUAAGGAUUUACGGGGUACCAGAAAAAGCUGAGGAAAACUUUUCAGAUAUGAUUCCCUUCCUGGAGGACUUAUUGAAAUCCACCCUAGUUCUGACUGAUGCUACUCCGGCGGACCUCCAAAUUGAACGGGCUCAUAGAGCGCUAGCGCCUAUUCCAUUACCCACCGCCAAACCCCGCUCGAUCAUCGUCAAGUUUCUUAACUACAGAACAAAAGAACUGGUCAUCAAAACUGCUUGGGCGAAGAAGUCAAUCGAAUGGAAAGACAACAGAAUUUUUUUCGACCAUGAUUACGCCCCUGAUGUGUUGUGGAAACGGAGGGAAUACCAAGAAACCAAAAGGAUGCUGAAGGAUCAUGACAUCAAAUUCCAAAUGCGUUUCCCAGCCAGGUUAAAGGUGUUCUAUACUGAAGGCACAGUUCUCUACAACUCCGCGGAAGAGGCAUCGACUGAUAUGGAGAAAAGAGGUUUCCCGAUAACCACACACAGCUCGCCCAACUCACUGAUUGAGCGCGAGACCGACCUGUUGGACAUCUCGCUCAUCAAGGACACCAGGAAUGGGAGGUUUGCCAAGACGCCAAAGGAGGCGCGUCUGCGGGAGAUGCUGGAUGUGGGGGCUCUGCAGGGUCAGAUGGAGGACCGGUUGCUGACGGUGGUCUGUGGAUCAGACAUGGUCAACAUCAGCUUCCUUAACUUCUGCGCCUUCCAUGAGGACGUGGCCAAGGAGUGGGCUAAAGAGCUCUUCACUCUGGCCUCAAACCUGCUGGCACAGAACCUGUCCAGAGAAUCCAGUCUGGAGAAAGUGUACUCCAGACUGACUCUGCAGCUCACGUCCUGGGGCUCCGUUCCUGUGAAAAACAUUUUCCCCCUGCUGCCCGCUGACAGACGGAAAGUGGAGAGCUCUCUGGAGGUCUGCGGCCUGCCCACCGGACGGACUGACAGCAUUCCUCAGGACGCCUUCACACCGGACGUGUACCGACAUCUGCUGAACAACAUCUGUCCACGCAACGACAUCGAUACCAUCUUCUCAGACAUCGGCGCUAAGAGUCGUCCGUACCUCACCGUGGAACAGAUGACAGAUUUCCUGAACAACAAACAGAGAGAUUCUCGCCUGAAUGAGAUCCUGUACCCGCAUCUCAAAGCUGAGCAAGUGCAGGCGUUGGUGGAGAAAUACGAGCCUGACAGCAUGCUGUCUAGCAGAGGGCAGAUCUCGGUGGAGGGAUUCGCCAGAUAUCUGAGUGGAGAGGAGAACUGCAUCAUCCCUCCAGAGAAACUGGACCUGAGUGAAGACAUCACACAGCCGCUCUCACACUACUUCAUCAACUCUUCACACAACACCUACCUCAUAGCCGGUCAGCUGGCAGGAAACUCCUCCGUGGAGAUCUACCGGCAGGUUCUGCUGUCCGGCUGCCGCUGUGUGGAGCUCGACGUCUGGAAGGGGAAAGCACCGGAUGAGGAGCCAAUCAUCACACACGGCUUCACCAUGACAACCGAAAUCAGUUUCAAGGAUGUGAUCGAGGCCAUCGCAGAAACUGCAUUCAAGACGUCUCAACUGCCCGUCAUCCUGUCCUUCGAAAACCACGUGGACUCGCCCAAACAGCAGGCAAAGAUGGCGGAGUACUGCCGGAAAAUAUUUGGAGACGCACUGCUGAUAGACCCACUGGAGAAAUACCCUCUGGAGGCCGGGGUUCCUCUGCCCAGUCCUGCAGAUCUGAUGGGGAAAAUCCUGAUCAAGAAUAAGAAGAGUCCCCAUAAAACCGACGGCAGCACCCGCAAGCGUCUGACGGAGCAAACGUCCUGCAGCGACUCCUCCUGCGAGCCCUCGUCCCCCAGCGCCGGAUCAAUCCAUCAGGAGAUGGCAGACGGCGAUGCAGCAGAGCACAGACUGAAGACAAUGAAGUCCACAGGAUCCAGCAGUGAAGAUAGAGGGGACGUUGAUGCUGACACAGAACAGGAAGAUGACAAUGAUGACAGUAAAAAGUCCACUGAGGAGGGAUCGGCUGCAAAUGAAGCGGUUGCCACUGAGGAAAUGUCCAACUUGGUCAAUUAUGUUCAGCCUGUUAAAUACACAAACUUUGAGACGUGCAAAAAGGUAAACCGAAGUUAUGAAAUGUCAUCAUUUGUGGAGACCAAAGCAAUGGAUCUGCUCAGAGAGUCACCGGUGGAGUUCAUAGAAUAUAAUAAACUUCAGCUGAGCAGAAUCUAUCCGAAAGGAACUAGAGUCGACUCCUCGAACUACAAUCCUCAAGUGUUCUGGAAUGCCGGAUGUCAGCUGGUCGCGCUCAACUUCCAGACCUUAGAUCUGCCCAUGCAGCUCAAUCUGGGCGUAUUCGAGUACAAUGGCAGAUGUGGCUACAGACUGAAGCCGGAGUUCAUGAGACGGAUGGACAAACAGUUCGACCCAUUCACCCAGAGUACAGUCGACGGCAUCAUCGCACACACACUCUCUUUGAAGAUCAUCUCCGGUCAGUUUCUGUCUGAAAAGAGAGUCGGUGUGUAUGUGGAGGUGGAGAUGAUCGGCCUGCCGGUGGACACCAGAUGGAAAGCAUUCCGGACCAAGUCGUCUCAAGGCAACGCCAUCAACCCAGUAUGGGAUGAAGAUCCAAUGAUCUUUCAAAAGAGUAAUGGUGUGUUUCAGGUGGUUCUGCCCACGCUGGCGUCACUGCGGAUCACCGCUCACGAAGACAGCGGCAGGUGCAUCGGCCACCGCAUCAUCCCAGUGUGUGCCAUCCGACCCGGUUAUCGCUACAUCAGUCUGAGGAACGAGAGGAACCAGACGCUGACGCUGCCGUCCAUCUUCAUCUACUCUGAAGUGAAGGAUUACGUGCCGGACACAUACGCUGAUGUGAUCGAGGCGCUCUCCAACCCGAUCCUCUAUGUCAGCCUGAUGGAGCAGCGUUCUCAUCAGCUGGCGGUUCUCACUCAGGAAGAGGGAGAGAUGGAAACCGAUGGAGAUCAGGUGAAUGAAGGUGUAGAGUCAGUGUCAGAGGUCAAGACUGAGCCAAAAACCCCGUCCACAGCAGAGAACGGCCUGAACCACAACAGCCUCUCACCCAGAUCAUCAGUGCAGAUCCAUCAGACUCCAUCCUCAGGAUCAGUCAAACCUGCCGCCAAGGCUGAGGCUGUUACGCAGAGUGCUUUAACAGAGGUGGACGCUCAGUCUGUAGAGGAGCUGAAGCAGAAGAAGGCGUUCACGCGGGAGCAGAAGAAGCAGUAUAAGGAGCUGAAGGAUCUGAUGAAGAAACACAACAAGCAGACCAGCGAGCUGAUCAGCGAACACGCCGCCAGACAGAAGCAGCUGCACUCCGAGUUCCUGCGCCAGCGCGUCGCCCUGCAGAAGACCCAGAGUGUGUUGUCUCAGGACGCAGCGCUGCAGCAGCAGGAGUCCUCCAGGCUCAGUGAACUGAAGGAGCAGCAGCAGCAGAAUCUCCUCAAGCUGCGGCAGGAGCAGUACUACAAAGAGAAAUACUGCAAACAAGAACAUGCCAAACAGCUGGUGGACAAGCUGGCAUCCGUGGCGGAGCACUGUCAGAGUAACCAGCUGAAGAAACUGAAGGAACUGAGUGAGAAGUAA